AUGCGAAUCAACCUCUUGAGUCUUGCGGCCGUCUUUUGCUUCGGCACGCUGGUCUCAUCUGCUCUACAACCAACCAGUAUAAAACCACCGCAGACUCCUUCAAAGAAACAUCCACAUGGCUGCGACUGCUUCACCGUCUCCGGUCCUGAUCCUGGAUACUUCCAGCACUACAAGCUCUGGGAUUUUCGGUCCGUUGAUUUGAGAAAACAUGCGCAUCUCAAUCUCACAGAACCUCUUCCAGGCAGUGGUGGGGACUGGGAUGAUGAUGAUGAGGGUUAUGAGGAAGAGCAGAACAUACCUUUCACCACUGCUCCACCUAUUGGCAAGAAGAGGCCUGAUCCAAGCUCUCUGGUCUUUUUUAAAACGGCCUUCGAGCGGGAUUGGAGCAGUCAGGAUUGGGAACGCCAGCGCUCGCCGGUAGCCCCAGUUUACAUGAUCAACUCGAAGCAGAACGUCUUUUUCACCAAGGAUUAUGAGCGAGAAGACCCCCAGGCAACGUAUCUUGUGCUGCGCACCACUCGCCAUGACAACUACACAUCCACAGCAGAGAUUGAAACUCGCGUCCGUAACAUUCACCGUUGUUCGCUUCGUGUUCGACUGCGCUUCCUGCCGGCAGACUUCAUCGUGUCUCAGCCCCCACAGCCCAUAGAAUGGCCACCGCGGAAUCCUCAGAAACAUGCGAUUUCGCGCUUGAACAACCGCACUGCAGUGGACAAUCGGACGAUCCCAUUGCGCGAGGGAAGUCCACCGCCAGGCGCCUGCGCCGGCAUCUUUACCUACCACGAUCGUCUUUCAGAAUCAGAUAUCGAGAUUCUGACACGAGAUCCAACACAUCGUGUCCGGUAUGCCAAUCAGCCAGACUAUGACCCUGUCACGGAUCGAGAAAUCCCUGGGGCAAGCACGGUAGCCGAUCUCCCCGUUCCAUGGACAUCAUGGGCCACGCAUCGUCUGGACUGGCUCUCAGACAUGUCACGAUGGUUCGUGAACAGUCAAAUCCAAGAUGCUAAGUCUUAUCGGGUUCCUGAGCUUGAAAGCAUGAUCGUGCUUAAUCUUUGGAGUGACGGUGGAUUGUGGACUGGCGACAUCAAAAUCGGCGAAAGCAUCUACAUGGGCAUCGAAUACAUCGAGCUAGUCUACAAUCGGUCUUCCGAUGAUACUGCCCGCAAUGCAUAUUUCCAGGACCGCAAAGGCCAGGAAAUGACUCCUUUUUCCAAUACUUCCAUCCUCGAGGAGACUUUGAAGCAUGGGAAAUCUUCCGAUGAAGCGGAUGUUUGUCCUCCAGGAAGACAGGGACGGACAUGCAGAAAUUACAGAUACAAGCAUCGACCUCAUCAUGAAUUCUGUCAGAGAUCGUGCUUCAUUGAUGGAGCACAGGCCACGGGCCCUUGUUGGACCUGCCGUCGUCGGCGAGUCAAAUGCGAUCAAAUACUUCCAGCAUGCACCAAAUGUACGAACACGGGGCGCAUUUGCCUUGGUUAUAAUGAAAAGCCCUUGAGAUGGACCAACAGUAUUGCCAGUCGAGGCAAGCUGAUGGGCAAGACUAAGCCUAGUACACCUGCGCUCACUGUGUCAAGAUGUCUUGUCGAUCCAGGCUUACAAGAUCUAUCCCCAGCCAAGCGGGGUUAUAUAAAAUAUUUCGAUCUAUAUUGCUGUGCAGAAAGCACAUUAUUUGAUACUACACCCACCAAUCCUUUCAAAGAAUUCAUGCGCCUCAUCCCGUCAAGUCCGGGACUACUUUAUACGAUAAUCUCAGUCGCCGCUUUACAUCGAGCCCAGCGAGCGAACACUCUAUUUAUCAGCAACCAAAGCAAUUCAGAUAACAAAAGCAACACAGAGCCGCAGAAUCAAAUCACCACACCCCAGCCCUCCAAGACCUUCUACGAUGCUUUGCUAUAUAAACAAGAAGCGUUAUGCCAUAUUCGAAACGAGUUUCAAAAUCCAGAGGUUGCAAACCAUGAUGGUGCCAUUGCUGCCGUACUACUCUUCAUCUGGCUAGAACUAAUGGACUCGGGACGAGACUCGUGGCGAUAUCAUCUCAUCGCACUACGAAACAUUAUGCAAAAGAGUCUGUUCCCCGUAUUGGAAAAUGCAAAGAGCUUCAUGUCCACAUUCUCAAGCUCAUGCGAAUACUUCGAGAUGACAUAUGCAAUCUUCGACAUAAUAGGCUCAACAUUUGUCAAACCAACACAACCCUCUCACGCCUACCAACCCCUCUUCACAAAAAUGUCAACAAUAGACAUUCUCCAACUAGCCGAAUCCCAAACCUGGAUCGGCUGCCCAGCCGAACUCCUCUACAUAAUCUCCCUAGCAAACACAGUCCCCCAAACAGCCGAACAAAGCAAAUCCCUAAAAUCCCACUUGACAUCCCACCUCACAAGCUUCUCCCCUCGACGCUGGGCAAUCGCCGGCCCGGACAUAUCUCGCCUGAUGCCACGCUACCAUUUCGCCUGUGCGUAUCGGGAUGCUGUCGCGAUAUACAUCUCACAGGUGAAAUUCGGGUGGGUUGGAUGCGAGUGGGAAGCUGAUCCGAGUGAUGUCGGGCUUGAAGUCGAUCUUGAUGCAACGAUCCUGCAUCUCAACGCUAUAAGUCCGCAUGAUGCGUUCUACAAGGCGCUUGUGUGGCCUGCGUUUGUCAUCGGUGCAGAUGCUAAGCUUGAGAAGCAGAGAGUUGCUAUUCAGGACAUCUUUGGGCAUUUGUGGGUUGUUUGGAGGGCUGGGAAUGUGAGCAAUGCUUUGCGGGUUUUGAGAGAGAUUUGGGCUAGGGGUGACGGGGAGUUGUGGUCUAAGCCUUGGAUUGGGUUUCUUUAUGAGUGGGGGGCUGAUUGGAUGUUUGUCUAG
Penicillium nucicola is the source of this 2838-nucleotide messenger RNA. RefSeq lists its product as uncharacterized. Gene Ontology annotation, biological process: regulation of DNA-templated transcription. Gene Ontology annotation, molecular function: zinc ion binding; DNA-binding transcription factor activity, RNA polymerase II-specific. NCBI's taxonomy places the organism in Eukaryota, Fungi, Ascomycota, Eurotiomycetes, Eurotiales, Aspergillaceae. The record is from RefSeq and is a predicted model, not a curated record. The coding region runs from base 1 to 2838 and encodes 945 amino acids. The transcript is spliced from 4 exons.